AUGCCUGACCGGUGCGUCGCUGCCAAUUGUGGUAACAUCAAGGACAAGGAGAGGAAUAUUUCAAUGCAUCGGUUUCCGUUUUACGGCGAUACAAGGCCAGAAGCACAGAAACGGCGUAAAAGAUGGGUCGACUGGGUUAAGCUGAAACGGGCAAAGUGGGAACCAUCAGUACAUUCCCAUUUAUGCUCGGUCCAUUUUAAACCAGAAGAGUUUAUGUUCCAGUUCGGCAAUGAGGUAGAUCUGAGCAACAAAUGGCUACAAAAGGACGAGCUCGGAGUAUGCGUAUUCCCCAGUAUACACAGUGGAGCGAAAGAAAAACCUAUAUCCGCGAGAGAUAAAAGAAUGGUGAGAUAAAUAAAUCCUUGUUGUCAUACUGAACUUAUUGUUGAUUUGUCGUUGAAGAAUGCGACAAAAAUUACCUUCGCUGUUUCUAAGCCUGUUAUAAAAUUGUCCUUGUAGGCAGUCAAAGCGGCAAUGUCAGGCCGCAGAGCUGGUUCUGAUACCAUCGAUGAACCAAGCAAGAAACGAGUGAGAGUAGCUGGAACUGCCACGGCCACGUGCAGCACAGCGUCGGCGGUGAAUCCUGCUUCCAGCACAAGAAGCCAACCAGAAGAAGCUGAACCUCCAGCGAUUGAGCAUUCAGUGACUGAAUCAGCUGAAGUUGAACUAAUAGAAUCUAGUUCUACUGGUGAAACGUCUACAGGUUCAAUCACCGAAAGUUCGAUUUCUGCUCGUUCAACCACUGAAGGCUCGACUUCCCACAAAACCGUAGAAGUUGAAACAGCUGCACCAUCACCAGGAAAGGAUGAACCAGCCGGGCCCAAAAGCAAGUGCAGCAACUGUUCUGUUCUUCAAAAUCAGAACAGAAUUUUGCAAAACAAGAUUCGAACGCUUCAAGGGCAUCUUUCUAGGCAGAAAAACGAAAACCGGAAGUACCGGAGAAGAAGCGGAAGUAAGUAAAGGUAGCAUAAGUUUUGUAACUAAAAUGAUAUCAUCUGAAUUGUAAAUAGAAAUGGUGCUGCAAAAAGACACAAGAAUGUAGUUUUUUACUAUUGCAAGUAAUCACUAAGUUUGGCCAUUCCAUGAAAAUACACACACAGGUUCGAGAAUGUAAUCCAACGAGGAGACACGUCACAAGGGAAGGUGCCAAAAAUUAGAGACUAUAGACAAGGCCAGAGAUUUUGAAUUCAGCUAAUUUUAGGUGCCAGGUAGCCAAGAAAAUGUUGUCAUAUUGAUACAAAGUAGCUCAAACCACUAAUGGUCAAGGUCCUUUAGCAUAUUUGACAUAGCAAUCCAUAAUUUAAAUGCAUGUGUGCACCAUUAUUUUUUGGUUUAGACACCAAGGAUGUUGCUGAGCCCAUAGCAUCAGCUAAUCAGGAGUCAGGCAAUCAGGAACGUGAUUGCAACGACAAAAGGAUGACAGCUGAAGAGGAGUUGGAGGACAUGGAAGAGGAUGAGGAGGAGGAAGAUGCCGAGGAGGAGGAAGUGUAUGAAACAGAGACAGACGAGACUGAAACCACUGAGACAGAGAGUGAUGAAGAUGAUGAUUCCAAAAAGUCCAAUAGGUAAGAACACAUUUUCUAUUCUAGUUCAAGCUUACAGUAAAUGCAAAACUUUUAUGUGUAAAGUACAUGUCAUUCAGUGCUUCUCUGCUGCACGAAUUGAAAUUCUGUGACACUGAGAUCUGAUUACUUUUUACUUACUCUAAAUACUUAGUAAUAUUUCAGAAUCCAGUGAACAAAAGGCAAAACAUCCUGGCAAAUGCAAAAAGGACCCUAGAAUUAGUUAGGGAUGCUGUGUAAGGGUACUGGUAAUUAAAAAAUAUAUUAACUUUUAUUGUCUGCCUUAAAGUACUGUAAUUAUUUAUAUAUUGCCUUUCAGAAACACUUCAAAGGGUAAUAUUUUCAAGGGUUUUGUAAGUUGCAAAGCUAUGGGGUAGUACAGGUUUUUUAUUACAUGAUUAUUUUUUUGCAGGUUGCCACUGAAGGGUUCAAACCUAAGAUCUGAACCAAAGCACAUUGUCUUCUUGACAAAAUUACUGCUGCUUUUUAGAUUUUGUACAAUCUGCAAAGCUGAUAACCCACUGGUUGAAGCCAGAGAAAAUGGUACAGAGGUCAUUAUUAAAACAACCUGCAUUAACCAAAAAUGUCAGAAAGAACAGACAUGGUACAGCCAGCCCUUGUUGCCCAACUCAAAGAUACCAGCCGGGAACUUUCUCCUUUGUAUGAGCACUCUGCUUUCAGGAGGAUCAGCCACCAAAGUGUUUCAAGUGUUUCGCCAUAUGGGACUUGGUUGUGUGUCUAUCAACACAUUCUUCAAAUAUCAAAGGGUAAGUCUUGUCUCAUUUGUAUUCUAUGAUAAUACCCCCAUUUUAUUGAUUCUGAGCCUUAUUUACAUUUUUCAGUUAAUUUUAUUAUUGUAAAAUGAUUGCUUGUAUUGCAGUCAGUAAAACUACGGAAAGGAAUUUUAGGCGAUAAACUGAUUGUGCAGGUCUGACAAAUACAUUUCCUUCUUGGAGUUGAAAUAACCGAAAUAAUUAGCCCUGGAUUUAUAUUUAUUUAAACUUAAGGGCUUUUUUUGCUGGGCAUAUUUGGAAGCCCCUUUCGAGAAUGGGUUAGACAUUACAAUAAAACUGUUUAAAACACUAAGAAAACAGUCUAAAACAGCUUACCAUUAUCAAUCCAUGGGCUCCUAUUAGUACGAGGAUAUUUAUGUUUGAGAGUUUGAGGGGGCUUAUUAUUGGGAUUUUAUGCUAUUACAGUAUACAAAGAAUGAAGUUUACUUUUUUAUCAUUUUAGAUCAAACUCUUCCCUUCAGUCUACCUGUACUGGCAAAGAUACCAAGCUCAGAUGCUUGCAAAACUAAAGGCCAUUCAAGAUGGCAUUAUUAUUGCAGGAGAUGGUCGCCAUGAUAGCAUGGAACACAGUGCAAAAUUUGGUGCCUAUACAAUCUUCUGCUGCACUGUUCCCAUGAUUAUUCAUUUUUCUCUGGUUCAGGUUAGAUAUAUUUUUUAUCAUUAUUACUUCUGAGUAAUGCACCUACAGUGUAGCUCCCUGCAAUGUCACUUAGAAAUACAUCAUACUUUAUAUAGAGUUCAUAAUGUAUGUACACUACUCUUUUAUUCCCAGAUGCACUCUUUUAACUUGCUAAUUGACCUUACCAAUAAUUUAACUUUCAUUGGAGACAUCAAACUGGUCUUUCCGUUUUAUUUAUAUCCAUCAUUUUUUUUUUUUAUAGAGGAAUGAGGCUGGAAAUAGUACAGGGAUGGAAUUUAUGGCAUUUCAACAUUGCAUGGACUUCUUGCUGGCUUAUGGCCUUCUGAUCACCACAUUCAUUUCAGACAGACGUACCACUAUAGCCAGCCACAUGAAAAACGUUCUUACAAGUAUUGUUCACUACUUCGACAUCUGGCAUCUAAAGAAGAGUAAGGAUAUACCAGUCUUCACUAUCAUUGUAGAUUGUAUUAUAUUUUUGUAAACUUCUUGUCUGUUCCAAACAUUACGCAUCAAUCAAUUCCAGCUGCAACCAUCCCCCCCCUCCCUCCUGGGUCAACUGUAGGGCAUUUGCACACACUGUCAAUCCUGGGGAUCGGGCAUUAGCCUAAACUAGUGCGAGAGGCCUGGAUACUGAGUGAUACAUUACCUGAUCAAUCCAAACCCUUAUGAAAGUUUUGUUUUUUCUCUUUGUCUUUCCACAGAAAUCCGCAAAGUACUAUCGAAGAUUGCAAAACUGAAAGACUGUGAAGCCCUAUCUGAGUGGAUAAAGCCAUGUGAAAGGCACCUCCACUGGAGUGCCACCUCUACCUUCAGUGGCAAUGGGAGAGUUAUUUUGGCAAAGUUUAAGGGAUUCCUUAAUCAUGUCAUCAAUAAGCAUUCUGGCUUCAGUGAUCCCCUGUUCAAUAAAUGCGCCCAUGGAAAUAUUGAACCACGGAAAUGGUUAAGAAGUGGUAUGUUCAUAGGUGAAGCCUUGUAAAAGUAAGGUUGUUGCUUUGCUGUUUUUCAGAUAAUCUGUUGGACAGGGGGGUUCGCCCAAGUGUUCAAUUUGAAGAUGAAUCUUUUGAAAAUAACCAAUAUUCUCAAUACUCCCCAGAGCCAACCCUUGCCUUAUGUAAUAAUUAUGGAAAAUCGUAUGGUGUAAAUAGCUCAAGGUAGUAAAAGAAUCGUCACAAAAAUGUACUACAGUACUCUAGUGGUAUGCUAGCCUUGUAAUUUGACACCAUGUUAGUUCCAUGUUAGUAGGUACUGAUUCUGAUCUCUCCAUUUCUUGAUUAAUAGGGACACUGGUGUACGAAAAAUUAUGUGAGGCACUCAGCAAUAAGGCCCUGGUAAGGGGAAUUAAACAAGCUUCUCCUCAUGCCCAAACAAGCUGUUUGGAAGGUUUUCACUCGGUCCUCAACCACUUUGCGCCAAAGAUGAUUGCUUACUCCUAUGUUGGCAUGUAUUGCAGGUACAAAUGGUUUAUGGUCUUUUUGUUCUUGUAUGAUGGUGAUAGCUCUUGCACAAUUUUAUUUUCUGGAAUUUGGUAUGGCUAUUACCAAAAAGCUCUUUUUUACAAUCAAGACUAAGGUUGGCAAAUUCACAUUAUUUUUGGUCAGAAAAAGGUUAAGGGUUCCCAGAAUUGCAUCCACAAGCCCCACCCAAAUUUUUAGGUGUAACGUAUUAUUCAUUUAAUCGUGGUUGUGCUUGUCUGUUCCCAUCUUGAUGUUGUAAAAUUGAUGUAUAUUGUAAUGUAACCUACGACUCAAAUAGGCAUUUACAUCCUAGGCACAUCUUGGCUGCAGUUCACUUCAACUUUAAUCUGCAUAGAGAGGUGAAACGUCGAGAGAAAGAUGGGGUUGAGAGGGUGAAAGUAUCUUACCCAAAGUUUAAGAAUGGUGAAGCUACUGUCAGAGAUGUGAGAGUCGAACCAAACUUUGGUAAGCAUUUGGAUGUCCAGAUGUGAACUUGAAAAUUUUUGUUUUGAAAAAUCUGAAAAAGUAUUAUUUUUACCGAGUUUUCUGUUUUUAUUUUAGGGUAUGUUGAGGAGAUCUUUCAGACGUAUAUGAAUGCGAGCAGAGAUGAAUUGAAGGAUGCAAAUACCAAGCUUUAUGAGAAGACCCCUGCUGCAAUGAACACCAUGCUCGAGAAGCAGCCUAGAGCAGAGGCUUUGCUGAAGAGGCAACAAAGGAGCAAAAUGGUGGUAACAGAUGUCCCUCCAACCACACCAGGUACUUUGCAUCACAUCACUGCUGUACACUCCACCAAUUGAUUAUAACUGUUUUCAUAGAUAAUCUAUGGCAAAAUCUCCUUAUCUGAACAUUUUUUUUUUAUUGUCAUCCCUUUACCAAUGUAUUAAAGUACUGCUAUGGGAAUUUGUAAUUUUAAGUCCCAUUUUUUUUUUUGCCUCACCAGUUUCUCAGGUCCCAGAAACCACUGGACAGCAGUCUCAAAGGAGAGAGAAAACCACCAGAAAAUGCCGGGAGUGCAAGCAGCCUCUGAAGGGCCACAAAAAUGUUGUGGAUUGUCCACGCAAUAGGAGACAAAAAUAG
This is a messenger RNA of Porites evermanni, 5527 nucleotides long. NCBI's taxonomy places the organism in Eukaryota, Metazoa, Cnidaria, Anthozoa, Scleractinia, Poritidae. The record is from the annotation of a GenBank genome assembly.